Micromonas commoda is the source of this 549-nucleotide messenger RNA. RefSeq lists its product as hypothetical. The transcript has a single exon. The record is from RefSeq and is a predicted model, not a curated record. Bases 1 to 549 code for a protein of 182 amino acids. NCBI's taxonomy places the organism in Eukaryota, Viridiplantae, Chlorophyta, Mamiellophyceae, Mamiellales, Mamiellaceae.
AUGCCCAUCAAGAUCACCGAGGAGGAAUGGAUCCCCGCGCAGGAGAAGUUCGAGAGCGGCGAGGACUACCGCUCGUUCACCGACGCGCGCGCGAGCCGCAAGAGGGCGAGACAAAUCGAGGAGAACGGCCUCGAGGAGGAGGAGGAGGUUGACGAGCACGAGAUGAUGCGGCUGAGGAAAGCGCAGCGGCCGACGUACAAGCAGGUGGUGGGCAAGGCGAGCGGCAGGGCGUGGAAGCUCCCGGCGGAAAGGGCGAGCAUGGUGAUGAAGCCCGCCACGUCCCGGGGCAUCAAGACCUGGGACCAGCGCAUGAAGGAAAAGGCUGAGAAGAAGGCGUUCCAGGCGAUGAAGCAGGAGGCGGCGGACGCGGCGAGGGCGAAGCGGAAGGAGGAGCACGAGCGUCGCGCCAAGAAGAAGCAGCAGAAGGAGGAGAACAGGCAGCGCACGGGAGAGGGCCUGUACAAGCCGGAGAUCACCAACGCGAGAACCAUCGCCAAGCGAGCCAAGAGCAAGGAGUUCAAGAAGCAAAAGGCUCUCAAGAUGGUGUGA